Glycine soja is the source of this 2707-nucleotide messenger RNA. RefSeq names its product probable myosin-binding protein 5. Lineage: Eukaryota; Viridiplantae; Streptophyta; Magnoliopsida; Fabales; Fabaceae. Gene Ontology annotation, molecular function: myosin binding. Bases 493 to 2304 code for a protein of 603 amino acids. The transcript has 3 exons. The record is from RefSeq and is a predicted model, not a curated record.
GGCGUAUGAAUUUUUUUGUAUAGGUUUUGCCAUAGGAAAUGCAUGAGAUAUCUGUUUCUGUAAUUGGGAAGCAAAAUUGGAAGAGAGGCGUGAUAGACCGUUAUUUCAGGUAAUUGUCUGCUUAACAGCCUCCAUUGGUUUUUGUUUUUCUAUUUUUAUAUGGCUAAUUGAGUUCCACCUUUCACAUUCUCUCUUCCUACCUUUGCAAACGUGCCACUGAGAGAGAGACACGCUGAGAGAAAGAUCUUGAUCCUCGUCCCCAACCAAGGUCAUGAUCUUCCUCCAUCUUCCCACAUUCUAAGUUCCUUUUUCUUUCUUAAUCCACACCCACUUUUUUUUUCUUUUUUUUUUUCUUUAAUCUUCAACAGCACUACAGAUUACGGAAACUUGGUUGUUAUUUUUUAUCCCAAUCUGUUACAUUCUGCAUGAUGUUGGGUUGCUAACAAGGACGAGAAAAUAAAAUAAAAUAAAAAAGGAAAGAAAACUACUAACAUGGCUAAUCGAUCAUUUUCUCAAUUUGUUGAGCAAGAAAUGGGGAAGUUCACACACUUUGUGAUCUAUGUGUUGCUUGAAUGGGUGCUGAUAUUCAUACUCUUCCUUGAUGGGUUUCUGGCAUUUUUGGCCAAUGAGUUUGCCAGAUUCUUUGAAUUGCACAUCCCUUGCUGGCUGUGCACCAGGUUUGAUCAUGUUAUGGUUCACAGAAAUCCUGAUUUCUAUUACAACGAGUCCGUGUGUGAGGCUCACAAGAAGGACAUGUCGUCUUUGGCAUUUUGUCACAACCACAAGAAGCUUUCUGACAUAAGGAAGAUGUGUGAGGGGUGCCUGCUUUCAUUUGCAACUGAGAAAGAAUCGGAUUGCGACACCUACAAGUCCCUUGUGGGGAUUUUGCAUAAGGAUUUGGAGUGCUUUGUUCAGGAUGACCAACCAAUUCAGUUGAGUUUGAAGGAUGAUGGGGUCAUGCAGGUUGAUAGAAGCAGCAACCAGAAGUGUUCAUGCUGUGGAGAGCCAUUGAAAAUGAAGUCUUCUUCUAAUUCUAAUAUAAAAGUGAAGCACUCGUCAUCAUUUGCGCGAGCCCCAACUCCUUCACCGAGAGCUUUUCCAUUUUCAACAUCAAAAAGUGAGGAACCUAAUGGUCUAGAAUUGCAUCACAUCAGGUACAAAGAACUCAAAUUUAUGUCGGAUCCGGAGCUUCAAGAGGAUGAGUUUGGCUUCAAUGUUAAUAGUCCGAUUGUUAAAUCAAGCGGAGACACCAAAUCUACCUCUUUGCCUCUAUUGGGAGAAGUUGAAGAUUUGAACGAUGAGUCCAGCAAAUUCACCCCAACUUUUACAAGGGGCAAUAAGUUCUUUGGAAUCCCACUCACCGAUUCUGCAAACAACAGUCCCAGAUGGACUUACAGGAUUAACAGGAAAUCACCACUGGAAAAGACAGAAUUUUCCUCUGACUCUAAUGAUGUAAAUCCCCAAACUGAUUUUGAUGAUGCCAUCUUAAACAAUUUGAAGAGGCAAGUUCGUUUGGAUCGCAAAUCACUCAUGGCUUUGUACAUGGAGCUGGAUGAAGAAAGAAGUGCUUCAGCUGUUGCUGCCAACAAUGCAAUGGCCAUGAUCACCCGGUUACAGGCCGAGAAGGCAGCGGUGCAAAUGGAGGCUUUGCAGUAUCAGAGAAUGAUGGAGGAGCAGGCUGAGUAUGAUGAAGAAGCCCUACAAGCAUCUAAUGAUAUGCUUCUCAAACGAGAGGAAGAUCUCAAAGCUUUAGAAGCUGAAUUGGAGAUUUAUAGAAAAAAAUAUGGAAGCUUAGCAGAAGAAAAUACUUUUAGUAGGGAAUCUAACUCAUCUAUUGGUGAUAAUAGCUCUUCAUUCAAGCUCAAUGAAGGGGAAGGUAAUGCAGAAAAAGGCCUCAAUUCUAAUCAAGUUGUAUCAUCUCAGGCAGAAAAUGGAGGGGUAAAACACAAUGAAUCAGUCAAAGAUUUUAAAGCAGAGAAAACAUAUCUUCUUGGCCGGAUGAAGAAAACAGAAAAUAGAACACCCUUAGCAGAAAGUGGAAUUUAUUCCUUACUGUCUAGCUCUGACAGUGUUAAUAAUUUAGACAGCGAGACAGGAAAAGGAGGUGAAGCCUUUCUACCAAAAGAACUGUCUUUCCUUACUGAAAGGGUGAAGGCUCUGAAAGCCAACAGUCGGUUCUUAGAGCUUGUUUCCAUUAGAGAUGAGAAAGAUAGUGAAGGAACCAAAAUUUUAUCAGAGAUAUCACAGAAUCUAGAGAAACUCAGCCACCUUGUUAUGACCUCAUUUGAGGUAGCGAAUGCAUGAUGCCUAUUUUUCUUUUAUAGUAAUUGGCUCUUUUAAGUGUACUGGAGCCAAAUGAUCAUGCUUAGAAUGACGAUAAUUGAAUUUCAUGAGGCUGAGCCUUAAGAAAACAACAAAAGUCUAGCUUGUGGUGAAAUUGUGAGUUAUUCUGACACUAAGAUCCUUUGCCAAGGGGCAGCUCGAGUGUUGGAAGCAUGGAUGUUCUUCUACCUCAAGAAUGUGUCUGUAAAAUACCUAAAUGCCUAGAGGUCAAGGACUUGAACAAUCAAAGCAUGUCCUGUGAUAGGAUUUUAAUCCCCAUUUCUAGGUUUGGCUAGCUUUACCGGGAUCAUUUGGACAAACUUGUCUAGGGUUUACUUGUUUAUAUGACUACUAUUGUUAACGGUUCAUUUUUUUCUUGUUAGUA